UUAAUAUAUUUAGGCGGCAUAUAAUUCAUAUGCUUACUUUAUCAGUUUGCAAUAUUAGCGACAGUUAAAUUAAUAGUACUUCACCUAUAGAAUCGUCAAAUUAAUCGAUCAAUACAGCACAUGGCGGAUACGUGUUGUUAAUGUUCCAGUGAAAAAUUUACUGAUUAUUCAUGCACAGUUGCAUAAACGAUUGGCUCAUUGGAGCUAAAUACGUGCCAGAAUGUCAACUUUUCUUGGGCUUAUUAAGGAGAUACCUGGCAUCUCAGUGGAUCGUUUUGAUGGAGAAAAUUUAUCAUCUUCUGUAUUCUUUCUUAGUCAUUGUCACUGUGAUCAUAUGCGUGGUUUAUCUGACCUUUUUUUUGAAUAUUUAGAUGAGAAUAACAAAUAUCUAUAUUGUAGUCAUAUUACGAAGGCUCUAUUAGAAAAUAAAUUUAAAUUUAAAGAUACUUGUAUAAAAGAAAUAAAUAUCAACGCAUCUGUUGUUAUAGAAUAUAAAACACAGAAUAAAGAUGAAAUCCUUAUUUCUGUAACUUCUAUUUCUGCAGGACACUGUCCUGGUUCUGUAAUGUUUCUUUUUGAAAGAAAUAAUGUUUCGAUAUUGUAUACUGGUGAUUUUCGUAUUAAUCCAGUAGAUUUCUCAAAGUUGAAAGCUUUACAUUAUUACAAAGAUUCUAAACUGUUUCCUAGAACAUUUACUAAAGUCUACUUAGAUACAACAUUUCUAAGCAAUGAUUUUAUUUUCUUUCCAACUAGACAAGAGAGUUUACUUAAAAUAUGUACAGUUACCAAAGAUUGGUUAAAUAAGGACCCAAGAAAUGUUGUUAUUCUGGAAUGUUCUGCUACUUAUGGUUCAGAAUUUCUUUUUAUAGAACUGUUUAAGAUGUUAAACAUGAAAAUUCAUGUUAAAAAUUAUGUGUAUGAAACUUAUUGUCGUAUCGAACAAUUAUCUUGUUGUGUUACAAAUGAUCCACAUAGUACACCAAUUCAUGCUUGCAAGGGAAAAAUAUCUUCCUCGGGUUUACAUUGUAGAAGUAAUGUAAAAAUAACAAGUAUUAUGACUAUCAUUCCAUCUGUAAUGAAAUGGAGAAAGAGAGAUACGAGUGUGAUAGGAGAGUGGGAUAAAACUAAAGAAAGAACUUUCAAUGUGUGUUAUUCCACUCACUCUUCUCUCAAUGAACUGAAAGCAUUUGUACAAUAUUUUAAGGCAUUAGAAAUAUAUCCAUGUGUAGUUAAAACAGAAGAAGAAGAAGAGGUAUAUCGUUUGUUAGAUGAAAUCACAAACACAUCUGAUGAUCAAGUAAAAUUGAGAGAGACAUAUAAAUUAGAGCUUCCAAAUAAAAAAGCAUUAAGUAACUCUUCAUUUAAAUCUGAAUACUUCAGUAGUGAUGAUGAUAGUUUUUGAUGUUAAUUAAUAUUUAAGUACUAAUGAGUAUUAGCUAUUAAAUUUUGUAAUAUAUUGUUAUUUGA
Molecule: messenger RNA, 1467 nt
Organism: Megachile rotundata (alfalfa leafcutting bee)
Lineage: Eukaryota; Metazoa; Arthropoda; Insecta; Hymenoptera; Megachilidae
Gene: eEF1delta
Product: elongation factor 1-delta
Biological process (GO): double-strand break repair via nonhomologous end joining; telomere maintenance; interstrand cross-link repair
Cellular component (GO): eukaryotic translation elongation factor 1 complex; cytosol
Molecular function (GO): 5'-3' DNA exonuclease activity; damaged DNA binding; guanyl-nucleotide exchange factor activity
Source: RefSeq, a predicted model, not a curated record